ACUUGUCAAAAUUGAAAAAAAAAAAAAAAAAUAUUUAACAAAAUCCCAAAAUGUCGAAUAAAAAUCGAAGUCCCAGCAUUGAUAGCAAAACCAUACGUUUUGACGAGGAAAAUCUUCUUCGCACGAAUCAUCCCAUGGAAAAGGAUUACGGCCUUAUGAGCAUACCCGAAUCAAAGACACCAUUUCCACGUCAUGCCAAUCCGGUGGAAGCAAAAGAGCUACAGAGACGUCUUCAAGAAGUUUUAGAACGUGCAAAUAAUGAUCUCUUGUCGGUGGCCAAUGUCGAUGGUGAUGGAGCAAGGUCGGCCUACGAUGAAGAACUUCGGGAAAAACAACAUGCCGAAUUCUUGCGAAAACGUAAACAAUUUUAUCAAUCAGAAUUUCUUAUUGCCAAACAAAAAAUGAUGCGAAUGGAGAUGCAUCCACCAGGCCCCUCGGUGGGCAAUAAUUGGCGUAUUGAUGAUACUAGCCACGGACGUGACCAUGCUUCAUCAGGUCAUACAGCCAGCAUGAUGGGUGGUCGUUACACUUCAAGUAUAAGUCAACAUCAUUUACCAGCCAUACUCGGCUCGCAUUUAAAUCAAGAAACUUUACGUGAGAUUGCCAAAGGGAAUGAAUCGAUAUAGCUGGCGGAGAAAUUAAACGGUUGAUUGUCCAUUGGAUAAUGGAUGGAGGUGGUGCUGAUACAGUGUAUAAGUUGUAUGUAUGAAGGAUUUUUUUAAUAUUUUGUUAUGAUCAUGGAUUUGGUAAUUCUUAACACGUACGGCUAUUGUCUGCUACAUGGAAGGGAAAGUAUUUUCAUUUAUGAGAUAUAUGCUACCUGUUCGUGUUAAUUAAAUUCGCUAAUCCAGCUGAAGUUAAGUGAUAGUUGAUGCGCACAUGUGUGAAAUUAUACUUCACUAGCUGGCCCCGACCGUGUUGCCGGUCCGAACUUUUAGAUUUUAAUGCAUAUUUUUUUAAGCAUUAUAAAUCACGGAUCUGACUUAUGUAAGCGGCACAAUUUUUAUUAUAAUUAAUGACUGCAUAUUCAUUUCUAAAUAGAAAUAAAUAUUCAUGGUAAAAAUUAAAGUGAAACGAACCGGAC
This is a messenger RNA of Musca domestica (house fly), 1084 nucleotides long. Its product is annotated as protein phosphatase inhibitor 2-like. The coding region runs from base 51 to 626 and encodes 191 amino acids. Lineage: Eukaryota; Metazoa; Arthropoda; Insecta; Diptera; Muscidae. The record is from RefSeq and is a predicted model, not a curated record. Gene Ontology annotation, molecular function: protein phosphatase inhibitor activity. The transcript has a single exon. Gene Ontology annotation, biological process: regulation of signal transduction.